Molecule: messenger RNA, 1182 nt
Organism: Panicum hallii
Lineage: Eukaryota; Viridiplantae; Streptophyta; Magnoliopsida; Poales; Poaceae
Product: ethylene-responsive transcription factor CRF3-like
Exons: 1
Coding region: 203-937 (244 amino acids)
Biological process (GO): regulation of DNA-templated transcription
Molecular function (GO): DNA-binding transcription factor activity; DNA binding
Source: RefSeq, a predicted model, not a curated record
CAGCAAUUCCCCUUCGCCUCCCCGCUUCCACCGCAACCCCACAAGCUCUUCUCGCCGCCGCACCAGCUCGUGGCACCCUCAGUCCUAACCCUAAAACCCUUACCCCUCGCCUCCAACCCCACGCUCUCAUGGAGGGGCGCGGAGGCUAAGCGUAGCCAACCCUAUCGCAUAUCCCCAUGGAUUGAGUCGUCGAUUCCAAGGCAUGGGUCCAAACCCUAGCCUGCAACAGCUGGCCGCUGCGGCGGCGGAGGUGGCGAUGACGGUGUCUGAGCCGCCGCUGCAGCCACGGGCGCGUGUGGUGCGGAUCCUCGUGCACGAUGCUGACGCUACCGAUUCGUCCUCCAGCGAUGAUGAGGCGCCGCCGCCGCCUCCGCGGAGGGCGAGGGGUGGCAGCAGCAGCGUGGGCGCGAAGCGCCGCGUCAUGGAAGCGGUCGGGGCUAAUCCGCCCGUUCACUUCCGUGGCGUCCGCCGGAGGCCGUGGGGGCGCUGGGCGGCGGAGAUCCGCGACCCGCACAACCGCCGCCGCCUGUGGCUGGGCACCUUCAACACUGCGGAGGAGGCUGCCGCCGCCUAUGACACUGCAAGCAUCCGCCUCCGCGGUGCCAGCGCCCGUACCAACUUCCCGUCCGCUCGCUACCCGCCGCCAUCAGAGCCAGCCAAGCCUAUCAUCUCGCUGACUCCUGAGCCAGGAAAGGUGAUCACCUUGCCACCAGUACCUGUGAAACCGACCGUCCCUCUGCAGGUGAAGAAGGAGGGUGGGAGCUAUAACGGCCAGGUGGAGGGAGGUAGCUCGGAGCUCAAGGCUUUUGCACCAAAGCCUAUGUGGGAGAUGAUCCCUGGGAAGCGCAAGAAGCGUCCGGGCUGUGGCAAUGGCAGUUGCCUGCGCAUCGCCAUCCGUGCUGCUUCUGUCUGCGUGGAGGAGGUUGGCGGGGCAUGAGGCCCCAAGUACCCGUAAUUACUAUCCCUAGAAGCUUUAUUGUCUAUCUCUAUAGCAUCAUUAGAACCUGGUAUUGUAUAAUUUUGGUUAGUGUUAAACUGUCGAUGUGAAAACAUAUGGCUCAGGAUGCGAUAUGAUUGGGUGAUGCUGCUCUAAUGUAUAUAUGGUGUUCUGUUACACUCAGAAAUAUGUGCCUGAUCUGUAUGAUGCAAUAUGCCAUGCUUGAAUGUGGAAUUGAACUGUCA